Molecule: messenger RNA, 1192 nt
Organism: Salvia miltiorrhiza (redroot sage)
Lineage: Eukaryota; Viridiplantae; Streptophyta; Magnoliopsida; Lamiales; Lamiaceae
Product: riboflavin synthase-like
Exons: 2
Coding region: 68-916 (282 amino acids)
Biological process (GO): riboflavin biosynthetic process
Molecular function (GO): riboflavin synthase activity
Source: RefSeq, a predicted model, not a curated record
ACCAAAGUAAACAGACCGGACUUUAAGAAACAUCUUUUUUAUUGCUGCCGCCAAUUUGGAAAAAAGAAUGGCUCUGUCUUGCCCACAAACCUUCCUCCACGGCCACCGCCGGAAUCCCUCGCCGGCGGCGAGAACACUCUCUAUUUCCGACAUAUCCGCCGCUGCACCGCCGCGGCAACCUCAACUCCACUCCAAGCUAGCUCUAAAACCGCCCCCACUUUCAUCCAUCUUUAUUAAACCCUCCAAACCCCACCACUCCAAAUCCGUCAACACCAACGUGAAAUCCCUUUUCACCGGAAUCGUGGAAGAAAUGGGAACAAUCAAGCACCUGGGCUUCGAUCAACCCGACAGCUUCACUAUGAAAAUCCAAGCAAAAACCGUUCUUGAAGGCGUGCACUUGGGUGACAGCAUCGCCGUCAACGGCACCUGCCUAACGGUGACGGAGUACGACACCGUUUUGGGAGAAUUCUCGGUGGGAUUGGCGCCGGAGACGCUGCGGAAGACAUCACUGGGCGAAUUGGAGAGUGGGUCUUUGGUCAAUUUGGAGAGGGCGUUGAGCCCUAGCACCAGAAUGGGGGGACAUUUCGUGCAGGGGCACGUCGAUGGGACCGGAGAAAUCGUCGAAUUGAGGCCGGAGGGGGACUCGCUGUGGGUGAAGGUGAAAGUUGGGAGGGAGAUUUUGAGGUACAUUGUGCCUAAGGGGUUUAUUGCUGUGGAUGGAACGAGUUUGACGGUGGUGGAUGUGUUUGAUGAUGAAGGGUGCUUCAAUUUCAUGUUGGUGGCUUACACACAGCAGAAAGUUGUGAUCGCUUUGAAGAAAGUUGGGCAGAAGGUGAAUUUGGAGGUUGAUAUUUUGGGGAAGUAUGUGGAGAGGCUUCUCAGCAGCGGCUUCGUGGAUUCGUUCAAAUCAUCAUGAAGAGCUCAUAUCGUGGUUCGUGUUCAAGUUCAAGUUCAAGUUCGUGGUUUGUGUUCGUGUUUGAGAGGAAGCUCUUUUCACAAACAAAUAUAGAGUUAAAUUCGUUCAGCUCUGAACUAUAUUUACUGUACCAGUUCAAAAUAAUAUUUAUGUUUUUCCUUUUUUUUUUCUUUUACUGGAAAAAACAAUUUCAUAUAUACUAAUGUAGUAAAUCAGUGUAUGAUGUAACCGUGUAGCCACAAUGAUCAAUGAAAUAUCGGAUUUCUUAUACUUAAA